Molecule: messenger RNA, 1308 nt
Organism: Drosophila serrata
Lineage: Eukaryota; Metazoa; Arthropoda; Insecta; Diptera; Drosophilidae
Product: arginine kinase 1 pseudogene
Source: RefSeq, a predicted model, not a curated record
UCUUUUGGCAUAUUUCUUAUAGUGAAGCUACUGUCUCACUGUCCUGCAUUUCAAAACAAAAACUCUUUCGAAAAUGUCGUUACACACAAAAUCUCGUUUUGGACUAAAAAUUUUAGGCAUCUGUACGCGGCGGCUUCUAAAUUAUCGCUAUGCCAGCCAGUGCAGCGGAGGGGAAAUCGACUCGGAGGUGCUGAAUGAAAUGGAGGACGGCUACAAGAGACUGGCUGCCUCCGACUCCAAGUCGCUUCUGAAGAAGCACCUGACACAGGAGAUCUUCGACAAGCUGAAAUCGAAGACAACGCCCCACUUCAAGUCCACGCUGCUGCACUGCAUCAACUCUGGACUGUGCAACCACGACUCCGGCGUGGGCGUCUACGCCCCGGAUCCGGAGGCGUACACAGUGUUUGCCGACCUGUUCGAUCCGCUCAUCGAGGACUAUCACAAGGGCUUCUGCAAGACGGCCAAGCAUCCGGAGGCCUCUUAUGGCCAAGGCUCAGACUUUGAAAAUCUAGAUCCCGAAGGCAAAUACAUCGUAUCCACUCGCGUCCGCUGCGGCCGCUCGAUCAAGGGGUUCCCCUUCAAUCCCUGUCUGACGGAGUUCGAGUACCAUGAGCUGCAGUGCCUGAUCAGCAGCGCCCUGAAUAACCUCUGCGGUGAGCACAAGGGCAAGUUUUACCCUCUGACCGGCAUGGAUCCGGCCGUCCAGAAGCAGCUGAUUGACGAUCACUUCCUGUUCAAGGAGGGCGACCGAUUUCUGGCGGCAGCCGGCGCCUCCCGCUUCUGGCCCACUGGCCGAGGCAUCUUUCACAACGAGGCCAAGACCUUCCUGGUCUGGUGCAACGAGGAGGACCACAUGCGCAUCAUUUCGAUGGAGAAGGGCGGGGAUCUGGGCAAGGUCUACGAUCGCAUGAUUGCCGGCGUGGAGGCACUGGCUGAGCAGCUAGACUUCAGCAGGGAUGAACGUCUCGGCAAUCUAACCUUCUGUCCCACCAACCUGGGCACCUCCAUUCGCGCCUCGGUGCACAUUAAGCUACCGAACCUCACCAAGAACCCGAAGGAUUUGCAGAAGCUUGCCGACGAGUACAAUCUCCAGGUGCGCGGCACUCACGGAGAGCACUCGGAGGCAAAGGGCGGGGUGCACGACAUCUCCAAUCUGCGGCGGAUGGGUCUAACCGAGCAAGAGACCAUCAAGGAGAUGCACGACGGGAUCCGAGCUUUGAUAGCAGCCGAGGGCAAGACCAAGUGAUAAUAAGUAGGGAAGACAUACUUCAAGGCUGUACAUAAAUUCAUCAACAACUUUUACUUGCU